This is a messenger RNA of Aspergillus affinis, 2310 nucleotides long. Its product is annotated as putative alpha-glucosidase. Gene Ontology annotation, biological process: carbohydrate metabolic process. Gene Ontology annotation, molecular function: hydrolase activity, hydrolyzing O-glycosyl compounds. Lineage: Eukaryota; Fungi; Ascomycota; Eurotiomycetes; Eurotiales; Aspergillaceae. The coding region runs from base 1 to 2310 and encodes 769 amino acids. The record is from RefSeq and is a predicted model, not a curated record. The transcript is spliced from 2 exons.
AUGCGACCCUCUUCCCACCUGGCGACCCUGGGUGUGCUCGCCACGUCCACCCUGGGACAGGCGCAACCCAGCUGGCCCUUGGGCAAUGGCUUCCAGCUCAACUGGCAGGGCAACGCGUCACAACUCGCCUUUGAUCGGAACAACCAGACGAUUCUGACCACCGUCCCGGGUCAACCGUUCCUCAGUGCGAGCGCAGGCAAGGACAACAUUGUCGAUGCGAACGGCAACUUCAAAAUCUCCAACGUGGACCGCAACCGCUGUCAGGGUCAGAACGUGACCCGGGUCUCGCACGUCUCUCACGACAAGGGCUUGCACAGCCAAGCCGUCUCGAUGAAGGGAUUCUUGCUUGACUGCGGUAACGGAACCGUGAGCUAUGCGAUCGACUUUUAUGUUCCGAGGCAUCUUCCGGAUCGUAUUGCCUUUGACCUGACCGUGGAUUCGGAGCGAGAGGCUGCAGCACCUAUCGAAAGAAUCUACCUGACCCUCGGAUCCGAUGCAUCGGAAGACUUUUAUGGUCUCGGUGCCCAGGGCUCCUUUGCUUCCAUGAAGAACCAGACCGUCCCUAUCUUCUCUCGCGAACAAGGAGUCGGACGAGGUGACGAGCCCGUCACGUCCAUUGAGAAUGCCCAGAGCUUCUUCAGCGGAGGUAACCAAUUCACGACCUAUACCGCCAUCCCUCAGUAUAUCAGUACUUUUGGUCGCGUGUUCUACCUGGGAGAGGAGGACACGGCCUAUGCUACCUUCGACUUCCGCAAGCCCGCCGCCGUGACUGUUCGCUACGACGCCCGGACGGUCAGCGGUCACUUUAUGCAAGCCAAGAGCAUGCUGGCGGCAAUCACGAUGCUGACGGACUACGUUGGUCGCAUGCCUGCCUUGCCCGAGUGGGUGGAUCACGGUGCCAUUCUGGGUAUUCAGGGUGGCCAGGACAAAGUCAAGAAGAUCGUCAACCAAGGCCUCGAGCAGGACUGCCCGGUGGCUGGAGUGUGGCUUCAAGACUGGUCCGGAACCCACCUUCAAGAAGCCCCCUAUGGCAAGGUCAACAUCUCCCGCCUGUGGUGGAACUGGGAGUCCGACUCCGCGCUGUAUCCCAACUGGACCGAGUUCGUCCAGAGUCUGCGCGAGGAGCACAACGUGCGAACGCUGCACUAUAUCAACCCCUUCCUCGCCAACGUGAGCUUGAAGGGUGAUGGAUAUCGUCGCAACCUGUUCCUUGAAGCGUCUCGAGGCGGCUACAUGGUGCAAAAUGCCACCACCAACUCCACCUCGAUCAUCUCCAGCGGAAAGGGAAUCGAUGCCGGAAUUUUGGAUCUCACAAACGAGCACGCUCGCGCUUGGUUUGCCGACGUCCUCCGCACGCAAGUCUGGAAUGCUAACGUCUCCGGUUGCAUGUGGGACUUUGGAGAGUAUACCCCUAUCUCAGCCGACACGAAGCUCGAGAACGUUUCGUCGGACGCUUUCUUCUACCACAACCAAUACCCCCGCGACUGGGCUAUCUUCCAGCGCUCGGUGGCCCAGAAAAUGCCCCUUGCUUCGGAAAUGGUGACGUUCCACCGCUCUGCGUCCCUCGGAGCAAACCGACACAUGAACCUCUUCUGGGUGGGAGAUCAGACCACCGUGUGGUCGACCAACGACGGCAUCAAGUCGGCGGUCACCAUCAUGGGCCAGAUGGGAAUGUCCGGUUACGCUCACAGUCAUUCCGACAUUGGCGGCUACACCACUGCCUUUGCGCCGCCGACCAGCAACAGCUCCUCCGGGGCCAUCGCGCGCUCGGCUGAGCUGCUCGGACGUUGGGGCGAGCUGGCCGCGGUUUCUAGCGCUGUCUUCCGCUCGCACGAGGGCAACGUGCCCGAAGUGAACGCUCAGUUCUACACCAACUCCACGACCUACUCGUACUAUGCGUACAACGCCCGCUUGUUCCGUAGUCUGGGCCCCUAUCGCCGCCGCGUGUUGGACACCGACAGCAAGGUCCGAGGAUGGCCUUUGCUGCGUAUGCCCGUGCUUUACCACUCGGACGAUCGCCGGGCACGUGAAAUCAGCUACCAGAGUUUCUAUCUCGGAUCGGACCUCUACGUGGCGCCUGUCCUCGAUGCCGGACGCAAGUCGGUGGAAGUGUACCUCCCGGGAACCGACCCCAAGCGAACCUACACUCACGUCUGGUCGGGCCAGACGUAUCGCGCCGGACAGACUGUCCAAGUGGCUGCCCCGUAUGGAAAGCCCGCGGUGUUUAUUGUCAACCAUGCGAAGAGCCCCGAGUUGGACGUCUUCCUGGACUUCGUUCGGAAAGAGAACGGCACGGCGAUUCACAUCUAA